Leishmania mexicana MHOM/GT/2001/U1103 is the source of this 450-nucleotide messenger RNA. RefSeq lists its product as hypothetical. The record is from RefSeq and is a predicted model, not a curated record. The transcript has a single exon. Lineage: Eukaryota; Euglenozoa; Kinetoplastea; Trypanosomatida; Trypanosomatidae. The coding region runs from base 1 to 450 and encodes 149 amino acids.
AUGGGCAAGAAGAAACGCGUGAGUGAUGUGGAGACGACGCCGGAGCUGAGCUUCGUGCAGGGCGGUGUCCUCAACACGAUCAUCCUUAAGGGGGCGGAGGGGAUGCAGCAGAUCGCGGUGGACACCGCCGCAUUCCUCGAGGACAAACGGGUGGUGCGUAGCACGAACAUGGAUCAGGUGACCUUCUCCCAGAAUGUCAUCUUCAAGGUCACCCUUGACUUUGCCGAGGCAAUGCCGUGCGUUCCCGAGAUCGCGGUGCGCGAGUCAACAGACUGGAUGCUGCUCAGCUGCACCGGAAACCACGCGCACUACUCGACGGUAGACCAGCGCCUCAUUCUUCAGCAGUGUAAAGCAUCCCUGCAGAGCAACAUACCGGAGCUGGAGUUUCCCAUCUACCUUGUGCUGCGGUUUGACGAUGAUCAGUGGGUCGUCGAGCGCGUUGUUCGCUAA